AUGUCGCAGACCCCGAACCUCAAGAGGAGCUUUCAGAGAAUGAUGCAGGAUCAAGCGCAUGGCAUGGUGAACAUGGAAAAUGUUUCAUACCACGACUUCCAGCCCGGUGCUUUCUACACUCCACCACCACCGCAGCAACCACAGAUUGCACCUCACCAGGUCCUCUUCAGCAACCCACAGCCAUUUCAAUCGCCAAACGAGUUUGUCCACGAUGGCUACCUCCCGACUGGCGAUUCAAUGGGUUACUUUCCAACACACCGAUCCCUCUCCGAGGGAUUCGUCCACCAGAACAACGCCAACGAUUCGUUUUCUUCCAUGAGCAGCGGCUCGUCAUCGUGCAAUGUGUCCAUCGGUCCAGCAACACCCCCACCAGCGCCUCACUACCACAUGCCAACAAAGUUCCCCGCGGUGCCCAUUACGCCCAGCCACGUUGUUCCAAGACAGAAGGCGAAGCGAACCGCAACGGCUUGUGAGGAGUGCAGAAAGCGCAAGCAGAAGUGUGAUGGCGAGAGCCCUUGCCAAUCAUGCAAAGAGCAGAAGCUCGACUGCCGAUACCGUGAGGUUUCACCCACCAAAAAGGACAACUCCAUGGAAAAGCUUGUUGCGCUCAUUGAGAGCUUUGGAAAGUCCAUGGAAGCCUUGAACCAGCGUCUAGACGCCAUGGGAUCAACUGUCAACUCCAUUCAGAGCCGCUUGGACAACUGCCAGUGCGGUACUGUUGAAAUCAACAGCGCUCCAUGCAAAAGCCACGUAUAG
Ramularia collo-cygni is the source of this 756-nucleotide messenger RNA. RefSeq lists its product as uncharacterized. The coding region runs from base 1 to 756 and encodes 251 amino acids. NCBI's taxonomy places the organism in Eukaryota, Fungi, Ascomycota, Dothideomycetes, Mycosphaerellales, Mycosphaerellaceae. The transcript has 3 exons. The record is from RefSeq and is a predicted model, not a curated record. Gene Ontology annotation, biological process: regulation of DNA-templated transcription. Gene Ontology annotation, molecular function: DNA-binding transcription factor activity, RNA polymerase II-specific; zinc ion binding.